Cyprinus carpio (common carp) is the source of this 6795-nucleotide messenger RNA. Its product is annotated as receptor-type tyrosine-protein phosphatase zeta. Gene Ontology annotation, biological process: peptidyl-tyrosine dephosphorylation. NCBI's taxonomy places the organism in Eukaryota, Metazoa, Chordata, Actinopteri, Cypriniformes, Cyprinidae. The record is from RefSeq and is a predicted model, not a curated record. Gene Ontology annotation, molecular function: protein tyrosine phosphatase activity; protein binding.
GAAAGUGUUACCAAAGUUUUUUUGUGUGUGGUGGUCUGUGGGCGGCGCGCGCACUUCCAGAACUCACGGUGCGCGAAGCGAUGCGCUUCAUCCGGACGCGCGCUCAUCCAUGCAGCGGAGAGAGCAGUGGAUCUGACCGCUGAAGAGGGUAUCUCCUCCAGUUACCCAACCAAUGUGAUACCACCCGGCUGUUCGGUAGAGGUGUUCCUCUGUCGUCUCGAUUGUCUUCACCUUGUUUACUCUUAAUAGCAAUAUUUCUUCGCAUCCAGAGAAUAAUGGAAGCGCUUGCGACGAGAUGCGCACUCUUUCUUGCGCAGAUCGCACUCUUUAGCAAUACAGCAGAUGUAUCAGAAGCAUAUGGAUUCAGAUCACAGAAGAAACUCUCAGAGAACAUAGACUGGUCAUAUGCGGGAACUCUAAACCAAAAUAACUGGGCAAAGAAAUACCCGUCAUGCAAUAAUGCCAAACAAUCACCAAUAAACAUUGAGGAGAGCCUGGCGCAGGUCAAAAUUCAAUUCCAGAAGCUGAGAUUAGAGGGAUGGGCGGAAAAGACAUCAGACUCCACUAUAGUAAAGAAUGACGGGAAAACAGUGGCCAUUGAUGUGGGAGGAGAUUUUUUUGUGAGUGGAGGGGGUCUCAGGUCCAAGUUUAAGGUGGGACGUAUCACUUUCCACUGGGGCCUGUGCAAUGCCUCCUCUGACGGGUCGGAGCACAGCCUCAACGAUAAAAAAUUCCCCCUGGAGAUGCAGAUAUACUGUUACGAUGCAGAUGUUUUCAGUGGCCUCGAUGAAGCCCUCAGCGCAGGAGGAAAGAUCACAGCGUUGGCCGUGCUGUUUAAGAUAAGCACUGAAGAUAAUGAAAACUACAUGGCCAUCAUUGAUGCAGUCAACAGUGUCAGCCGUUAUGGAAAGAGUGGCCCCGUCUCUCCGUUUACUCUGCAGGGUCUCCUGCCCAACUCCACAGAGAAGUACUUCAUCUAUAACGGCUCUCUGACAACCCCACCCUGCUCUGAGACCGUAGAGUGGAUCAUCUUCAAAAACACGGUGACCAUCUCAGAUGUUCAGCUGGAGAUGUUCUGUGAGGUGAUGACCAUGCAGCAGGCUGGAUAUGUCAUGCUUAUGGACUACCUGCAGAAUAACUACAGAGAGCAGCAGGAGCAAUUUAUGGGACAAGUCUUCUCAUCCUACACUGGCGUCGAGGAGGUCCACACACCUAUUUGUAGUUCUGAGCCCGAGAAUGUGCAAGCCAACCCUCAUAAUCACACCAGUAUGCUUGUGACCUGGGAGAGGCCACGGGCUGUUUAUGAUUCGAGCAUAGAGAGAUACUCAGUCACCUACCGGCCGGCCCAGGGCGAUGAUGAAUCGGCCUUCGAGUACUUGACUGAUGGAGACCAGGAUGUGGGGGCGAUCAUUCAAGACCUGGUGUCCAACACUAGUUACAAGGUGCAGGUAGUUGCCGUGUGCACCAAUGGUCUGUAUGGCAGAGUGAGUGACCAGCUGACCGUGGACAUGCCCUUGGAUGAUCCUGAAUCAGACAAUGACUCCGACUCGUUUGAGUAUGAUGAAGAGGAAGACUAUCACAUCAAUCCCUUUUUGAUCAGACCUGGCACAAAUCAGCUUCCAUAUCCCUUCCAAACCACUACCACCGGCCCAAGAGUUACUACAACACAGCGCCCGAUCCAUCCAGUAUUCAAGACGACACCAAGGACUCAUGAAAGAAGACUCCCGGUAGAAGACUCCCAGAAGACUCAUGAUCAUUAUUUUCCACCAGUAUACACAGAUAAACCUACUCUGAAAUACACAGACCAGCCUACUGUCCACGCAACCAUAACCACCAGUUUUGUUGUUGAUGUACAUACCACUACACCAGAUGGCUCUAGCAUUGUAGCUGGUGUAUCCUUAGAGUCUGAUGGCCAAAGCAAUACCUUCACAGAUUCUCCAACAAGCAUCACCCCUGAAACAAACAUCAUCCCUGAAACAAGCGCCACCUCUGAAACAAACGUUACUCCUGAAACAAGCAUAACCCUUGAAACAAGUGUUACCCCUGAAACAAGCAGAACCCUUGAAACAAGUGUUACCACUGAAACAAGCAGAACCCUUGAAACAAGUGUAACCCCUGAAACAAGCAGAACACUUGAAACAAACAUUACCCCUAAAACAAGCAGAACCCUUGAAGCAAGUGUUACCCCUGAAACAAGCAGAACCCUUGAAACAAACAUUAUACCUAAAACAGGCAAAACCCUUGAAGCAAGUGUUACCCCUGAAACAAGCAGAACCCUUGAAACAAGUGUAACCCUUGAAGCAAGCAUUACCCCUAAAAUAAGCAGAACACUUGAAACAAGCGUAACCCUUAAAACAUUUGUAAUCUCCCCUUCGUUAGACAUUUUGGAGGUUGAGGAAGUGACUCAACCUGUAACCGACUCACACAGCCAUGGGGAGAGUUCAGUGACUGUGCCUGAAAUCCCAAUGGAAUCAACUUCUUCUACCUUCCCCCCAGAGGUCCCUCUGUGGCCUACAACUGCUAGCUUGCCCUUUCCAACCACUGCUGCUUUCAGCACUGUUCUGUCGCAGACCACCCAGCCGGUGUUUAAUGGUGAGAGUGCCUCAUAUGCCCCCUCUGUAUUUGAUACUUUGUCCUACGUGCAUGCAAGUCCUGUGUCCCCCUAUUCUUUAAGCAGUGUGUUGUCUGAGCCCAUUCCUGACUGGGACAUCCCAUACACUGUUUCCAUGCUGGUGUAUGGUGGUGCACAGUCUAUUACCCCUUCCCCUUCCUACCCUACCCUAUUCCUCACCGGCUCUGUGUCUUAUUUAGACAUGGAGCCUGUCUCUAGUGGUGAUUGUAAUGAUGAUGAUGGUGAUGAUGAUAUUGUAUCUGGGUCCAUCUCAGCUGACCCUCAGUGUAGAAGUACUCUUCCCCUUCAAGCGUUACCAGAGGUGACUGCUUCUGUGGUCUCCAUGCAGCCAAUUUCCGAACAUGACCUGUUUGAGUCCCUUAGUAUUGUCUCCACGCUGAGCACUCUUGCACAUCUCCAGCCUUCGGUUCCUGUUUCUAACGACUACUCUCUGAUGACGACAACCCUUGACUCUGACUCUUCUCUCUCAGGUAGCGUUAAGGACUCUAGACUGCUGACGGAAUGGGUAGAUUCUUCUCUAGUAGCUCCUACAUUUAGUCAAGACAGUGGUGCAUCUACUGAAAUCUCUCUGAAUGCCUCUUCUAAUUUCCUGCUACCCUCCUCUACUUCGGGACUGUCCCCUUGUAGUGGUCUUUUGGGUGACCCAUCUACUCCUGUAGAACACCAUUCGUUUCUGUCCACCUCCAGCACCGGUACUCUUCUGUGCAGCGACGCAGACUUAGUCCUCCACACCAAGGCUCUUUUGUCUUCUCCUCCCAUUUCUACCAUGCCUUCUAGUGACCUCAGCAUUUCUGUUUCAGCCACUGUCAGCAGCGUUGCACAAAAAGCAACUGGACAGUCCCAGGGAGCGACUGUUCCCAUAAGGUCUUCAACUAUUGUGCCAACCUCUACUCCAGAAUUAAUAUUUAUACCUACUCCUGUGGUGCCUCCAACUGUUGCACCAACCUCUGCCCAAGAAUCCAUCUCAGUGGUUGCUCCCGUGGUGCCCCCAACUAUUGCAGUUUCCUCUGCUCCAGAAUCUAGUUCCAUGCCUACACACUCUGCAGAUGGACAGCUGGAGAACAGUGCAUCGGGCUGGGCUCUCGACUUAGAUUGGGGCCAGAGCUCAGCAUCAGGAGAUGAGAGUAUUGUCCCAUACAUUACCACUGCCACUCCUACAGAGGUACCUCCUGAUGAGACAGAUGAUGGGAACGAGGAGCACUCUUCCUCCUUCUACUUCGAGGGUGAGAAUGGGACAGAUAGUGACUCUACCGAGUUCAGAGUCACUCUGCGCCCCAGCCCAUCCUGGACUCAAAAAGGAAAUGGAGAAGAAGAGAGUGGAUCAGGUGAAAACCUCACAGAUAACGAGACAUCUUCAGACUUCAGUAUUCCAGAGCGCACUGAGAGGGAUUCAGAGGAGGAACCAGUGGAAGACGCCAGUAACAGCAGUCAUGAGUCGCGGGUGGGCCUAGCGAGCAGCAUAGAGCGCCAGAAGAAGGCUGUGAUUCCUCUGGCUGUGGUCUCCACCCUCACCAUCCUGGGUCUCAUUGUUUUGAUUGGUAUUUUUAUCUACUGGAGGAAAUGUUUUCAGACUGCUCAUUUCUACAUUGAAGACAGCACAUCACCCAGGGUUAUAUCCUCCUCACCAUUGCUGAGCCCUACAGGUGAACACGAACCCCAGUCAGUAAAGCAAUUUGUAAAGCAUGUGGCUGAGCUUCACAACACCAGCUCAUUUUCUAGAGAGUUUGAGAUAUUGAAAGAGUAUUUUGAGGAAGUUCAGACGUGCACCGUGGACCUCGGAACAACAACAGACUGUUCCAGCCAUCCAGACAAUAAGAACAAGAACCGAUACGUCAACAUUUUAGCCUAUGAUCACAGCAGAGUGCGACUUGCACCCCUGAACGACAAAGAUGGGAGAAGCGGAGGAGACUAUAUAAACGCCAACUACAUUGAUGGUUUUAACAAGCAGAAGGCCUACAUUGCAGCACAAGGGCCCUUAAAGUCCAGCACAGAGGAUUUCUGGCGGAUGGUGUGGGAGCAGAAUGUGGGAGUGAUUGUUAUGAUCACAAACCUGGUGGAGAAAGGAAGGAGGAAGUGUGACCAGUACUGGCCUCUGGAGAACCAGGAAGAGUAUGGAUGUUUUUUGGUUACUGUAAAGAGCACAAAAGUCCUCGCUUACUACACCCAAAGAACCUUCACCAUCAGAAAUACCAGCAUAAAGAAGGGUUCUCAGAGAGGUCAUAGUAACGAGAGGAUGGUAAUACAUUACCACUACACACAAUGGCCAGACAUGGGCGUACCUGAGUACGUCUUGCCUGUGCUUUCAUUCGUCUACAAGUCCUCUCGAUCCCAAACUGAGCACAUGGGGCCAAUGAUUGUACACUGCAGUGCUGGAGUGGGCCGAACAGGGACCUACAUAGUGUUGGACAGCAUGUUAAAACAGAUUAAAGCAAAGGGGACAGUCAACAUUAUGGGAUUCCUCAAACACAUUCGAACACAACGGAACUAUCUAAUUCAAACAGAGGAGCAAUACAUCUUUACCCAUGAUGCUCUAGUAGAGGCCAUUUUGAGUCAAGAGACAGAGGUGCCAUCAAGCCAUAUUCAUCAGUAUGUUAACAACCUCCUGACCCCAGGGGCCUCAUGCAAGACACGACUGGAAAAACAGGUUAAAUUGGUGUGCCAGUCGAAUGCCAAACAGAAUGAUUACAGCAGUGCCCUGAGUGACGGCAACAGAGCCAAGAACAGAAGCUGCUCUCUGAUUCCUGUGGAGAAGUCCAGAGUGUGUCUGUCCACAUCAGCAGGAGAGACGUCAGACUACAUCAACGCCUCAUAUGUCAUGGGUUAUCGGCAGAGCAAAGAGUUCAUCAUUACCCAGAAUCCUUUGCCCAGCACAGUGAAGGACUUGUGGAGGAUGGUGUGGGAUCACAACGCCCAGGUUAUUGUUUCAUUGCCGGACACGAGUAGCACGACAGAAGACAUCGAGCCAAUCAUAUUCUGGCCUGCGAGAGAUCAGCCAAUCAGCUAUGAGACAUUCUCUGUGUCAUUAAAAGGGGAGGGCCACGUGUGCCUGUCCAAUGAAGAUAGGUUGAUAGUGCAGGAUUACAUCCUAGAGGCCACACAGGAUGAUUUUGUUCUAGAAGUGAAACAUUACCGGGCUCCACACUGGCCAAACCCAGACAGUCCCAUCAGUAACGUCUUUGAGCUGAUCAACAUCAUCCAAAAAGAGUCCGGCUCCAAAGAUGGACCUAUGGUCGUACAUGACGAGUGUGGUGGUGUGACUGCUGGAACGUUCUGUGCGCUGUUCACUCUACUGCAACAGCUCGAGGCCGAGAGCGCGCUGAACGUCUACAUGGUGGCCAAGAUGAUCAACCUCAUGAGGCCUGGAGUCUUCACUGACAUGGAUCAGUAUCAGUUCCUCUACAAAGCCAUUCUGAGUUUGGUCAGCACCCAAGAAGACGAGCGAGCGCUUCAGUCCUCCGAUAACAACGGCACGGUCCCAGGAGGCGUCUCGAGUGCGGCCGAGAGUCUGGAAUCCUUGGUGUAACCAUAGUGACGAGCCGGAAAAAGACUGUUUUUUUUUUUUCUAUCAAAGAAAGCUCUUGUUUUUCCCAGUCCAUCUCUGAACUGACUGCGCUCUGCUGGAUGCAGCGCCGGCAUUAAAUGUGUGCCUUUGUACACUCCACGUUUUUAUUCAUUGUUUCUCUCUUAAAUCGCCAUCUUGUGCUAAUGUCUUACGUACUAAUGUCUUCUCAUAGAGUCAUAUUUAUUGGCUUAAAAGCUUGUUUAAAGGGAAAACACCUUUUUUUAUUUUAAUAAGACUGUUUUUUAUUAGUCUAUUUUUUGUAGUAGAAUUUCAGCCACUGUUUUUUCAUACAGAUAUACAAAGAAAGUGGCAAAAUCAGCCGUGGAUACAGGGGAGGAAAUAAUAUUCUAAUGUGUAAAUAAUAUUACAGCAACCACGUCGAUGGACCAAAUUUCUAUUUAUGUCUAGAAUUUUAUAUUUGAGGCACUAGUGCUGUAAGACAUGGCUGCAUUUGAAUAAUUUAGUCAUAUUUGAAAUGUUUUAAUAUUUCUGAUGCCGCUCUGUUUUGUUACUGAUGUAAGAUGAUGCGUUACAUACUGACACUGUUUAGCUGUAUGAGAUGUUUUUGUCUGUUCGUAGGAUUAAACGAAUCAAGAAAACA